Saprolegnia diclina VS20 is the source of this 1124-nucleotide messenger RNA. RefSeq lists its product as hypothetical. The transcript has a single exon. The record is from RefSeq and is a predicted model, not a curated record. Bases 50 to 1054 code for a protein of 334 amino acids. NCBI's taxonomy places the organism in Eukaryota, Oomycota, Saprolegniomycetes, Saprolegniales, Saprolegniaceae. Gene Ontology annotation, molecular function: sequence-specific DNA binding; DNA-binding transcription factor activity. Gene Ontology annotation, biological process: regulation of DNA-templated transcription.
GAACGAAUGUCAAUCGCCAAUUUGACAGAGGCCGACCACAUCCCAGAGCAUGGACCGCCACCUUCUGAGCGAGAGCACGCCGUCGCCGCCCCAUGCGCCGCGCCUUGCGCCGCCAAUGCUGCUGCCUGAGAAGCCGCGCGUGAUGCCGUACCGCCAACCCACCGAAGACAAGUGGGUCGAAGCAAGCUCGGACGACGAAGACCAAGGCCAGGCGUCGGACGACGACGAGUACGACAGCCCGCAGCGCGCCAAGCCCACGGUCGCCGCCAGCAACACACCGACGGCGACUGAGACGCCAGGCCACAGCAAGAACCCGAUCGAGGCCGACGGCGAGGACAAGGAACGCAUGAUGUCCAAGACCGUUCCGUUCCUCGAGAAGACGUACAUGAUGCUCGAGCAGUGCACGCCGAGCGUCGCGUCGUGGGCGCCCGAUGGGCUCUCGUUUGUCGUCUACAACGCCGACAAGUUUGCGUCCGAAGUCAUCCCGAUGUACUUUAAGCACAGCAAGUUCUCGUCUUUUGUGCGCCAGCUCAACUUUUACGGCUUUCGCCGCCUCAAGAGCCGCGGCAAGCCGCACUUUAACGGCGACCAGAUGAUCUACCACCAGUUCCGCCACCCCAAGUUUGUUCGUGGCCGCCCGGAGCUCUUUCACUCGAUCCAGCGCAAGCGCCAUGGCCAGAACAUGACCAUGAUUGACCCGCCGGCGCCGCCGACGGGCCAUGCGAUCCACCCGCACCACCAUCCGCACGCGCACAGCGCGCCGCCAACGUACGCGCACCACAGCAUGCACCACCCGGUGCACGGCGCGCCGCCAGCGCCGGUCGUCUUGCCGCCCGUGGAUCCGUUCUGCAAGGAAGAGACGCUGCAAAUGCUCUGCGUAAACGUCCGGCAUCUCACGAGCGUCGUCCAGAUCAUGAGCGAAGAGCUCCGCGAGACGAAAUGGACGAUCCGGUCGCUUCAAGACACGAUUGCGCGCCACGAACAUACCAUCGCGUCGUACGAGAGCAGCAUGAACCCGCCGAGUGCCAACGCUCAUAUUGUGUACCGGCGAUGAAUUCACGGUCCUGUAGUUAGUUUAGUGUAGUAGAUAAACACCUAAGUUAGAUUAUUGACUCGACACCACA